Molecule: messenger RNA, 1053 nt
Organism: Vitis riparia (riverbank grape)
Lineage: Eukaryota; Viridiplantae; Streptophyta; Magnoliopsida; Vitales; Vitaceae
Product: endochitinase A-like
Exons: 2
Coding region: 40-852 (270 amino acids)
Biological process (GO): cell wall macromolecule catabolic process; carbohydrate metabolic process; chitin catabolic process
Molecular function (GO): chitinase activity; chitin binding
Source: RefSeq, a predicted model, not a curated record
CAUUCUCCAUUCUUCCUUCCACAAUAACCUCUCCCAAAAAUGGCAGCCAAGCUGCUAACAAUCCUUCUUGUUGGAGUCCUUUUGGCAGCCCUGCAGGGCUCCACAGUGGCUCAGAACUGUGGGUGUGCCUCAGGCCUAUGCUGCAGUAAGUUCGGCUACUGUGGAACCGGCAAUGCCUACUGCGGCGACGGUUGCCAAGCAGGUCCUUGUUACUCAAGUGGUGGUUCUUCCGGUAGUGUCUCCGUUGCUGAUGUUGUGACACAGCCGUUUUUCGAUGGGAUUAUUAAUCAAGCUGCCGGGAAUUGCGAAGGGAAGCAUUUCUACACCCGUGCAGCGUUUCUUAGUGCCUUGAAUUCGUAUCCUGGGUUUGGCAAGGAUGGUUCCGCUGAUCAGUCUAAGCGCGAGAUUGCUGCUUUCUUCGCCCAUGUCACACAUGAGACCGGAAACUUUUGUUACAUAAAUGAAAAAAAUGGUGCCUCUCAGAACUAUUGUGAUGGUAGUAAUACCCAAAAUCCAUGCGUGGCCGGGCAGAAGUACUAUGGCCGUGGACCACUUCAGAUAUCAUGGAACUACAAUUAUGGUCCUGCUGGAAGAAGUAUUGGGUUCAACGGCUUGAGCAAUCCUGGAAUUGUUGCAACCAACGUAGAUAUUUCGUUCAAGACCGCGUUAUGGUUUUGGAUGAACAAUGUUCACUCUGUUGUAAACCAAGGCUUUGGUGCUACAAUUCGAGCCAUCAAUGGUGCUAUUGAAUGUAAUGGUGGUAGCCCGUCCUUGGUUAAUGCACGUGUCCAGUAUUACAAAAACUACUGCAGUCAAUUUGGUGUUUCACCUGGUGAUAACCUCACUUGCUAGGGUAGACAACAAUGUACAAACCCUAGCUAAGUUAUGUAUCGAAGACAAUAAGUGAGCUAUGAGAAAAAUGAGAGAUAUGUGGUAUGCAUGUAGUCUUUGAAGUAGCUUUAAGAACAUGACCAUGAUUUAUGUCCUGAAAUCAUAUGGUUGUAAUGUUCUUCUAUCAAUGAAUAAAAGCUAUGUCGUUUGUUAGUAUUGAAA